Sinocyclocheilus grahami is the source of this 879-nucleotide messenger RNA. RefSeq names its product transcription factor HES-5-like. Gene Ontology annotation, molecular function: protein dimerization activity. The transcript has 3 exons. The record is from RefSeq and is a predicted model, not a curated record. NCBI's taxonomy places the organism in Eukaryota, Metazoa, Chordata, Actinopteri, Cypriniformes, Cyprinidae. Bases 1 to 372 code for a protein of 123 amino acids.
AUGACAUCUCUCACACAUGAUGGGCUCCAGAAGAGAUCUACAGCACAGAGAUCCAGACAUGACACCUACAAUCAUCUCAAAGGAGCAGCUCCCUCUCAACAACAAGCUGAGAAAGCCAAGGGUGGAGAACAUGCUCAGAGAUUGUGUCAACUCAAGCUCAAGUGUCUUCUGGCUCCAGAGUUCCUCAAGCAGCAGCCUGAUACCAAGCUGGAGAAAGCAGAUAUCCUGGAGAUGAUGCUCAACUUCCUGCAACACCAGUUCACAUGCUGUCAAUCAAUGCUUCUCCAGGUGUGUCGUGAGAUUGUGCACUUCCUGUCCGAAGAUGAGAUGAAGACAGAGAGCCAGAGAAGACUGCUGAAGCACUUCCAGUAGCUGCAGACUUCAUGUGAGCAGAACAGGAGGGAAAGUGUCCUGCCAGACCAGAACACCUUCAGCAAAGAGAUGAAUGUCAACAUGAGCUCCAUCUGGAGGCCUUGGUAGAGCCUUAAAGACUCAGACUGAACAUCUGCACUAGACUCAGUGAACUAUUAUGCUUUCAGUUUUUCUUUUUGAGAAAAAGUGUUUCAUGAGUUCCAGUUUGGAAGAGAUAUUUGUACUGCUAAGUGCUCUGAUGAUUCGAUCUUCUAUGAAGACUUAAUGUUGAGUUCCAGAUGGGAACAUCUACUGACGUCUAUAUUAGACACUGACUUUAAGAUACAUCUGCAUGUGAUGUGAAAGAAACAUUGUCUUUAUUUUAAAGGCCAUUUAUUAUCUGAUAACUUCUCAGAUACUAAUGCUUUGUUCUAAAAGCAGAAAAAGAGUGAAUUUCUUGAUAUUAAUAUGAUGGCAAGAAUCUUGCUCCAUUAUUAGUUCUGUACUGUUUACAUAAAAUGGCUCAAA